UGAAUGUGAUCUGUAUCUGAAGCUCAGCUGGAUGAAGGUCAUGUCAUGAGUUCCGUGCUGUUUCACAGAUGGAUGGACACAAGAUGGAAGCUAGCCUUUAUCGAUAUGUCUCUUUAUAAACAUUACAUUUACUACAGCACAGAAUCUGAGCUUCAUUAACUAAAGGCACGAGUUCACUGGAUCGACUUAUUUCACUUCAGACAAACUUACAUUAGACGCUGCUGCCUGACGAGAGGGACAUGUGCUCAACAUCACGAAUAGAAUCAGAUUAGCGCAGUAUUAUGGCUGGACAUGGAUACUGGAAGUAUAACAUCUGGAUUUGUAUAUUGACGAACUGGUUUAUAUUAUGUUCAGCCAAAUCACUGGACACCAUCAUCUGGAGCUCUCAAAACACAAAAUUCCAGGAGGGCAAAGGCCUGGUGAUCUAUCCUGAUAUUGGGGACAGGUUGGAUAUUAUCUGUCCUAAAGCAGACAACCAGCUGUAUGAGUAUUAUAAGCUGUACUUGGUAAGGAAAGAGCAAGCUGAAGAAUGCAGUACGGUCCUGGACCCUAAUGUACUGGUCAACUGCAACAAACCAGAGAAGAACAUCAAGUUCACCAUUAAAUUCCAAGAGUUCAGCCCGAACUAUAUGGGACUGGAGUUUGAAAGUAACAUCGACUACUACAUCACCUCUACAUCAAAUAGCUCUUUAGAAGGCUUGGAGAAUCGUGAAGGAGGCGUCUGCAAAACUCACUCAAUGAAAGUCAUUCUGAAGGUUGGACAGAAUCCAAACGCAACUGCACCAGACCCAGAACAGACUGAACCUCAAAUGAUCGAAUCAAGCUUUAAUGUUUCCAUUGACACAGACUCAGACAGACCCGUGAGAGCCGGGAGCACAGAAAUUAUCAAUCAAAAUCCCAGCGACACGGAUGAUGGCAUUCUGGGCUCCAAGAUCACUCUUUUCUCUGCCAUUGGUGCGGGAUGUUUCGUAUUCCUUCUCCUUCUGAUUUUCCUUAUCGUUCUGCUCAUCAAAACUCGGAAGCGCUCAAGGAAGCCCACACAACCCCGUUUGGCACCAUUGACCCUCACCAGCCCCAAGAUGAUGGGCCACGUCACCUCAGAACCCAUUGACACGAUCAUCUCUCUGAGGACAGAAAACACUUACUGCCAACACUAUGAACAAGUGAGCGGAGAUUAUGGUCAUCCAGUCUAUUUCUUACAGGACAUGUCACCACAGAGUCCAACCAACAUCUACUACAAGGUGUAGCGUUUCAUGGGAUGUCUUUACUUUCUUUGGGGGAGGUUUUUAUAAGCCAUAAAGUUACGUUUGUACAGUAACUUUUGCGUAAAACACACGCUUAAGUGUGCGUUCACAAGAAAUAAUAAACCAUUUCUGUUUUCUUUGUUUAGUUAGUAUUGUAUAAAAUAAGUGCACAUUUCAUAGCAGCAGUUUAGCAGUUAGCCAUCUCAUUUUAUCAUCAUUAAAUUUGUAUCAUCUAUAAAUCAGUAUUAUAUUAGACAUCAGCCCACCAGUGCUCUAUACAGUGUUGGGUAAGUUACUCUGAAAAAGUAAUGAAUUACUAGUUACUAAUUACAUAUUCAGUAGAGUAAUUAGAUGACUGUACAAAUUACUCUCUCCAAAAACGUACUUCUUACUUUCUAUGUCUUAUAUCAACCUUGAUUCAAUGUGAUUCUAUUGAUUCAAGGAUGAACAUGAAACGGCUUUUUAAUUCAUUCAAAUAAAUAAAAUAAAACUACAUAAAGUGGUAUUAUUAAAUAACCAAAGGAUUACAAAUGUGAGAAAGAUAAAUUGAUGAAUGACUUUGAAUUUUAAUGUAUAUUCCAGUGUUGUACUUAUUCUUAGAUACAUCAGAAGUAACUGUAGUUAAAUUAAAGAAAAAUAAGAGUAAUCCCUUACUUUACUUUUUCAAGAAAAAGUAAUUAAAUAACAGUGACUAGUUAUUACACCCAACACUGCUUCUGUAUCACCACGGCAUAUUGUAUAACAAUUUAUUUUCCAUGGUAUUUAUAAUCCAAAGAGGCUCAAGCCAAAUCAUAAAAUAUGUAUAACUAAAUAGUUAAGAAUGCAAGAGCCCUUGUUCUUCAAAUGAUUUUUUUAUUGCUGAUGUUACAAACAGUGAUGUGGAAAAUAUUCUUUUUAAACUGCAUGUGCAUUUGAUUACUUUUUAAUAGUGAGCAAAACAUUAGAAUGCACUUCAAAUGUGCACAGAGUGCAUGCUGGAAAAUUAUUUGACUGCUGUUCACUGGAAAAAAAAUCAUCUUUUAUCGUUUCGGGUCAGGCUAUCCUAUGCUGUCUGGCAUUCUUGUACAUCUUUUGUUGAACUUAAAGUUAGGUUAUCGUAGCAUUUACAGGUUUUAUGACUUUAUAAUAUUUUCUCAAAAUGUUAGAGGAAGCCUCUGUCACCCUGUAUGCCUCCUGUAUAUUAUAUUAUUGUGUCUUGUUUAUAUCGUGUAGAUUACAACAAUAUUAGAUCAAACAGGGCUUCGGCACAUCAUUUCACCACACAGGAAAUCAGAUUGAUAUCACAUUCAGGAAAUGUUAAGUGUUGAGAUCUCACAGGUGGAUAUGGUGGGUAAUGGGAAUGACUUAACAAAUGCAUUUGUAGUUGCUCUGUUGUUGUGCAUACACUAAUAAUGUAAUAACUUUCAUAUUUGAUACCCAUUUAUCACUUAAUCUACCACUGCAUUUUCUGAACAUUUUCGUACACUAGCGCCAGAAAAGCUUUCUGUCCCUUACACUUACUCUGUGUCGUUUUUUCCACAUUAAGCUCAAGGUUGAUAACUUUCUGUAAUAUAUCACCCUGUUUUUAUAUUUGCUGCUGUUGAGAGCCCUCUGUUACUUCUCUAUUGAAAACACAGCAUUUCUGUGAGGCCCAACAUUUAUUUAAGACUUAAUAACAUCCUUAACACGCAUCAAAUGAACUGAAGUAACUUGU
Molecule: messenger RNA, 2937 nt
Organism: Triplophysa dalaica
Lineage: Eukaryota; Metazoa; Chordata; Actinopteri; Cypriniformes; Nemacheilidae
Product: ephrin-B1-like
Exons: 5
Coding region: 282-1247 (321 amino acids)
Biological process (GO): ephrin receptor signaling pathway; axon guidance
Cellular component (GO): plasma membrane
Molecular function (GO): ephrin receptor binding
Source: RefSeq, a predicted model, not a curated record